Molecule: messenger RNA, 1759 nt
Organism: Cyprinus carpio (common carp)
Lineage: Eukaryota; Metazoa; Chordata; Actinopteri; Cypriniformes; Cyprinidae
Gene: or90j1
Product: odorant receptor, family 90, subfamily J, member 1
Biological process (GO): G protein-coupled receptor signaling pathway
Cellular component (GO): membrane
Molecular function (GO): G protein-coupled receptor activity
Source: RefSeq, a predicted model, not a curated record
UUUCACUUGGAAAAUCCUCAACAGAUGGUCAACUGUUUAAUCUAAAAAUAAAAACAAAAACAAACAAAAGGUCACUUUGUUUUUAACUUGAGUGUUGUUUGCUUCAACCUCAUUGACCUUGGGGACUUAGUGACAUUACAACAAGGCUCAGGAGGAUAUGGAAACCUCUGAAUAAUGUCACCAAGACAUAACAUAAGUGACAGAUCAAGAGAUAGAAAGAGGGAUUAGAGUUUGAUAUCGUUGAUGUACAGACUUUAACUGUAAGGAGCUCAGAAAAGUCUUUUUGGAUCUACUGCUGCAUGCAAGGCCUUCAUUUUCUUAUACAAAUUAUAAACUAAAUUACAUUUAAUCAAAAGGACUUUUGUUAAAAAAAACAAACAAACAAACAAACAAACAAACAAAAAACCUAUUGACGAUUGUGAAAUGAACACUUCAGCUUUAAUCAACCGACAAGAAUUUUUUGAGGAAACCUUUUUCAAAAACUUCAUUGUGGUCUUAUUUGGUAUCAUUAUCAGUUGUAUCAAUAGCCUGCUGGUUUAUACUUUCUUCAAGAAUCCGGUCUUCACUCAGGAGCCCCGCUACAUCCUCUACAUGCAGCUGAUCAUCAAUGACAUCAUUACAUUGUCUGUCUGUGUGAUUUUGUUUGUGUUAUUUUACUUAAUGCCAAACAUGAAUGUUGCUAUAUGCUGCAUUUUCAUCUUAAUUGCAAGCAAUGUCUACAAGAACACACCACUAAACCUGGCCGGCAUGGCUGUUGAGCGCUUCGUGGCCAUCUGCCACCCUCUACAUCAUGCACGAAUAUGCACCGUCCAAAACACUAAAAUCCUGAUCGGCAUCAUCUGGCUGGUGGGAGCUGUGCCUGGUGUGAUGGACCUGCUUGUGGUCUUGGCUCUUCAUCCACUUUCCUUCUUUACCACUAGCCGGACAUGCUACCACCAAAAUGUGUUUGAUUUAGAAUACAAUAUAAUAAGUCAUGCUGUCUUUAACAUUGGCUACAUGUGCUUAGUGUGGGUGCUGCUCUUUUACACUUAUUUCAAAGUGUUGUUCUCUGCUAAAGCUGCUGCUUCAGAACCAGCUCAAGCACAGAAAGCCAGGAGAACCAUUUUACUGCAUGGGGUCCAGUUACUGCUCUGUACACUGUCCCUGUUCACAACUGUUCUGGAUGAGGCCUUAACAUCUCUCUUUCCUUACUACCAGUCUGUAAUUUACUUUUGCACCUUUCUUCUUACCAGCAUUUUGCCACGUCUGCUGAGCCCACUUAUAUACGGCAUGAGAGAUCAAAAGUUUAAAAAGUACAUGAAGAGUUCACUAAUGUGUGGCUACGACAAGAGAGCCAUUAAACCUUCUGAUUAGCAAAACGAUCAUGUUCUGUCUGGCUCCUAACAAUGCUGAGAAGCUCAGUUUAACUGACACAUUCAAAAAUAUGUCAUGUUCAACUCCCCUUUUUCAAAUUCUCUUUUGUAUUUUAUCAUAGACAUGGACUAUAUUUUAAAGUGAACUAUGUAUAAUUAUAAAGAAUCUAUAUCUCUAUAUUCUAUACAAUUACAUAUAUAGAAUUAUAAAGUUCAAACAGUGUUACUUCAUAUAAAAUUUACAAAUCAUCAAAAAAAAAAAAUAUGUUAAAAUGUAAGAUGGUUCUCAAAAUAUUUAUUUACAUGUGUAAACAGUGGCAACUCCAAUACAUUUUUAAUAGUUUGGCCAGAAGAACAGAGUAAAAAACUUAAAGGAGGCACAUUAAAACAUCUACUGGGAAAAAAGC